Messenger RNA from Thlaspi arvense, 777 nucleotides. The record is from the annotation of a GenBank genome assembly. Lineage: Eukaryota; Viridiplantae; Streptophyta; Magnoliopsida; Brassicales; Brassicaceae.
AUGAAUUCAUCAUCAUGCCUUGAUUUCGUCAUGUUCAGUCGCGGACAACACGAUGAUGACAACGUGUCACGUCGUCCAUGGAAGAGGGAGAGAUCCACUCAUCUUAACUUGUCUCCGAACGAAGACGAAGAGCUCGCCAACUGUCUUGUGCUGUUGUCCAAUUCAGGGGAUGCUUAUAAUGAUAAUAACAAUGGACAUAACAAGCACGGACAUGGUAAGGGCAAAACCGUAAAAAAACAGAAAACCGCACAGGUGUUCCAAUGCAAAGCUUGCAAGAAGGUGUUUGCGUCGCAUCAGGCGUUGGGGGGACACAGGGCAAGCCACAAGAAAGUGAAGGGUUGUUUCGCGUCUCAAGAUAAAGAAGAGGAAGAAGAAGAGGAAUACAAAGAGGACGACGAUGAGGAGGAAGAGGAGGAGGACGAUGAGGAGGAAGCAGACAAAUCAACGGCUCACAUAGCAAGAAAGAGAUCCAACGCUCACGAAUGCACCAUCUGUCAUCGCGUAUUCUCAUCGGGACAAGCCUUGGGAGGCCACAAGAGAUGUCACUGGUUGACACCUUCCAAUUAUCUUCGGAUGACGCCAAUACAUGAUUCUGCCGGAAGAUCUCAGCCGCUAGAUCAACCAUCUCUAGAUCUCAACUUAGCUUGCCAAGAGUAUUCCGUUGAUCCAACGGUCAUGAGCGUAGGGAUGAUUGGGAGAGAUGGUGGUGGUAGUGGCACUAGUCACAACGCUACUUCGUCGUCAUGGUUAAAACUCGCAAGUGGUGAUUGGUCUUGA